Phlebotomus argentipes is the source of this 1741-nucleotide messenger RNA. It is a transcript of the gene Gabat, whose product is annotated as 4-aminobutyrate aminotransferase, mitochondrial. The record is from RefSeq and is a predicted model, not a curated record. Bases 146 to 1615 code for a protein of 489 amino acids. Gene Ontology annotation, cellular component: mitochondrion. Gene Ontology annotation, molecular function: pyridoxal phosphate binding. Lineage: Eukaryota; Metazoa; Arthropoda; Insecta; Diptera; Psychodidae. The transcript has 5 exons. Gene Ontology annotation, biological process: GABA catabolic process.
UCUCCGAGUUCCACCGCGGACAGACGCGCGCUCGUGGCUUCCCAUCGAUUGGCCAGAGACAGAGAGGCACUUUCAGCUCUGGCUUGGCAUCCGACGAUCCCCGUGUGACAAGGAAGACGCGAGAGUGAGGCUUUUCUGCGCCACAAUGUACAAAUCGAUAAGACGCAUUCCCCAUCCGGUGGUGAGGAACUGCCUCAAGGAUUUGAGGACAUUCUCCACGUCCAAGGAGCCGACCGGGCCCAGCGUGAGAACACAAAUCCCCGGCCCGAGAUCCACAGAAUUGCUCAAGCAACUCAACACGCUUCAGAACGCGGGUUCGGUUCAGCUGUUCGCGAACUAUGACAAAUCCUACAGGAACUACGUGGUGGACGCCGACGAUAACAUCCUGCUGGACGUCUUCACGCAGAUCUCAUCGGUGCCACUGGGAUACAAUCACCCGGACCUGCUCAGUGUCUUCACGAAUGAGCACAAUCUCAAGAGCCUCAUCAAUCGACCGGCUCUGGGAGUCUUUCCUGGCGAUGACUGGCCGCAGAAGCUGCAGUCAGCACUGAUGUCCAUCGCUCCGCCAGGCACCAAUCAAGUCACCACGAUGAUGUGUGGCUCCUGCUCCAACGAGAACGCCUACAAGAACAUCUUCAUCUGGUACAGGAAGACGCAGCGCGGCGAGGAGAUGGAAUUCACGCCGCAAGAGAUGGAAUCGUGCAUGAUCAACCAGAUGCCAGGAUCGCCAAAGCUCAGCAUUUUGUCCUUCGUCGGUGCAUUCCACGGACGCACUCUGGGCGUUCUGUCCACCACGCACUCCAAGUACAUCCACAAGAUCGACGUGCCGGCGUUUGACUGGCCAGUGGCUCCCUUUCCCCACUAUCGCUACCCCUUGGCGGACUUCGUCAGGGAGAACCAGGCGGAGGACGAGAGGUGUCUGGCGCAGGUGGAGGAUCUGAUGAGCCAGUGGGCGAAGAAGGGCAAUCCCGUGGCGGGAAUCGUGGUGGAGCCUAUCCAGAGCGAGGGUGGAGACAAUGAGGCGUCGCCUGAGUUCUUCAGGAACCUCCAGAAGCUGGCCAAAAGCAAUGGAGCGGCUCUCCUGAUUGACGAGGUCCAGACUGGCGGCGGUCCGACGGGAAAAAUGUGGUGCCACGAGUAUUUCGAUCUGCCCUCGCCUCCGGACAUUGUUACGUUCAGCAAGAAGAUGCAAUUGGGCGGGUACUUCCACGGGGAGCACAUGACACCGCCUCAGGCGUACAGGGUCUUCAACACGUGGAUGGGUGAUCCGGGAAAAGUGCUCCUCCUGGAGCAAGUGGCCAACGUAAUCCGACGCGAUGGCCUUCUGCAGCAGGUGCAGCGCGUGGGGGCGCACUUGAAGAGUGGCCUGGCGGAAAUUGAGUCGGAGUUCCCACACCUUCUGAACUCCCUUCGUGGCCGCGGAACCUUCCUGGCCAUCAAUUGUCGCAACACGAAGCUGCGCGAUGAUGUGCUGCACAAGCUGAAGCAGAGAGGAGUGAUUACAGGUGGAUGCGGAGAUGUGGCCAUUCGUCUCCGACCGGCGCUGGUGUUCGAGGAGAAGCAUGCCAAUCUCUUCCUGGACCAAUUUCGCGCUGUCAUGAAAGAGGCAAAGUAAAAUGCUCUGAUGAAUUGUGUGCUCUUAUUUGUCUUCCAGUAGCGCAAUAUCCUUUGUUUAGCGUCUUCCACGGCUCAUGCAAUGCACCUGCACCAGCCACACAAUAAAAGACACAAUUUUAGAAUA